This is a messenger RNA of Aaosphaeria arxii CBS 175.79, 2163 nucleotides long. RefSeq names its product phosphoglucomutase-like protein. Bases 332 to 1969 code for a protein of 545 amino acids. Lineage: Eukaryota; Fungi; Ascomycota; Dothideomycetes; Pleosporales. The record is from RefSeq and is a predicted model, not a curated record. Gene Ontology annotation, biological process: carbohydrate metabolic process. Gene Ontology annotation, cellular component: cytosol. The transcript has 2 exons. Gene Ontology annotation, molecular function: phosphoglucomutase activity; magnesium ion binding.
CUCUUCUUCAUCCACCCACGCAUCAAUCAAUCUAACUCUCAAUUUCCCCCCUUCCUUAACAGCCUGAACUGCUUAUCCACUCACAAUGAGCGUCAAUACUGUCUCCUUGAAACCCUUUACCGACCAGAAACCCGGAACGUAAGUUACCAAACAAACUUUCGGCUGUCCACGCUGCAUCUCCGUCUUUCCUGCCCUCCCAUGACCUGUCGUUUUAUUCCCAUGCAACUCGCUAUGGCUUUAGAGAUUGCUUCCCGCGCGUUCUCAUACCAUCACAUAUCCAUUAUCCCCUUCUUGGAGUCGAUUCCACCCCCAAUGCGUUCUCCGGACGAUCAUGGCUGACUUGUGGUUCCGCACCAGCUCUGGUCUGCGUAAGAAGGUCAAGGUCUUCCAGCAACAAAACUACAGCGAGGCCUUUGUCGCCAGCAUCCUCCUCUCCAUCCCGGAGGGCGUCGAGGGCUCCACUCUUGUCAUCGGUGGUGACGGUCGGUACUGGAACCCAGAGGUCACCCAGUUGAUCGCAAAGAUCGGUGCCGCAUAUGGCGUCAAGAAGCUUUUGAUCGGCCAGGACGGCAUUCUCAGCACACCCGCAGCUAGCAACAUCAUCAGGAUACGCCAGGCUACUGGAGGUAUCCUUCUGACUGCCAGUCACAACCCAGGAGGUCCCGACGAGGAUUUCGGUAUCAAGUACAACUUGGCCAACGGUGCCCCAGCUCCCGAGAGCGUUACCAACAAGAUCUACGAGACCUCCAAGACCCUCACCUCCUACAAGAUCGCUGACAUCCCUGAUGUCGACCUCUCUACAAUCGGCACCCAGAAGUAUGGCAAUCUUGAAGUCGAGAUUGUCCACUCUACCAAGGACUACCUUGAGAUGCUGAAGAACAUCUUCGACUUCGAUUUGAUCAAGUCCUUCAUCAAGCAGCACCCCGACUUCAAGGUGCUCUUCGAUGGCCUGAGCGGUGUUACUGGACAGUACGGAAUCGACAUCUUCGAGAAGGAGCUCGGAAUUCCCAACAGCACCCAAAACUGCGUUCCUAAGCCAGACUUCGGUGGUCACCACCCUGACCCCAACCUUGUCUAUGCUAAGUCUCUCGUCGAUGCCGUCGACAAGAAUGGUGUCCACUUCGGUGCCGCCAGCGACGGUGACGGUGAUCGUAACAUGAUCUACGGAGCAAACUCGUUUGUUUCCCCAGGCGACAGUCUGGCCAUCAUUGCUCAUCACUCCGAUUUGAUCCCCUGGUUCAAGAAGCAGGGUAUCUACGGUCUUGCUCGUAGUAUGCCAACCUCUGGAGCCAUCGACCUUGUCGCCAAGAAGAAGGGCGUCCAGUCUUACGAGGUGCCUACGGGCUGGAAGUUCUUCUGUGGUCUUUUCGAUGCCGAUAAGAUGAACAUCUGCGGCGAGGAGAGCUUCGGUACUGGUAGCAACCACAUCCGUGAGAAGGACGGUCUCUGGGCCAUUGUUGCAUGGCUCAACAUUCUCGCUGGUGUUGGACAGCAAACCGGAAGCACACCCAGCAUCGCUUCCGUGCAAAAGGACUUCUGGAAGACCUACGGCCGCACUUUCUUCACCCGAUACGAUUACGAGGGUGUCGAGACCGAGGGUGCCAACAAGGUCGUCGCAAACAUCAAGGAGCUCAUCACCACAAAGAAGGACGAGUUCUUGGGCUCCAGCCUCUCUGGACGCAAGGUCGUCGAGGCCGAUGACUUCUCAUACACUGAUCUCGAUGGCAGUGUAUCCAAGAACCAGGGUAUCUUCGUCAAGUUCGACGAUGGCAGCCGCAUCGUCGUUCGUCUUUCCGGAACUGGCAGCAGCGGUGCUACCAUCCGUCUCUACAUUGAGAAGUACGAGUCUGAUGAGUCUAAGUUCGACUUGGACGCACAAGACUACCUCAAGGACAAUGUGCAGCUCGCAACUAGCCUGUUGAAGUUCCAGGAAUACAUCGGCCGCACCGAGCCCGAUGUUAAGACGUAGAAAGCUUCAUUGAGCGUACAGUGUUGGGUUUUUAGGCGAAGAGUUUUCUUUAACAUUUUGACGAGACACGAUUGCAUGGAACAGUGGAGCGUGAAUUAGUAGUUGAGAGAUUAAAAAAAGUACCAUAUGGCUGGAUUGAUCUACUCAGUAGUGCCAGUUCUUAAUAAUGAUAACCAAAAUUCUUUGAGUUCCAC